Molecule: messenger RNA, 2982 nt
Organism: Odocoileus virginianus texanus
Lineage: Eukaryota; Metazoa; Chordata; Mammalia; Artiodactyla; Cervidae
Gene: PKN3
Product: protein kinase N3
Biological process (GO): peptidyl-serine phosphorylation; intracellular signal transduction
Cellular component (GO): nucleus; cytoplasm
Molecular function (GO): ATP binding; small GTPase binding; protein serine/threonine kinase activity
Source: RefSeq, a predicted model, not a curated record
GCGGCGCCAUGGAGGAGGGGGCGCAGCGGCAGCCUGGGGCAGGCCAUCGGCCUCUGGAGGAUGAGAAAGAGCUGAUCCGCCGGGCCAUCCAGAAGGAGCUAAAGAUCAAGGAGGGUAUGGAAAACCUGCGGCGGGUGGCCACAGACCGCCGCCACCUGGGCCACGUGCAGCAGCUGCUGCGGUCCUCCAACCGCCGCCUGGAGCAGCUGCAUGGAGAGCUGCGGGAGCUUCACGCCCGCAUCCUGCUGCCCGGGCCUGGGCCGGGCCCGGCUGAGCCCACGGCCUCAGGACCUCGGCCGCUGGCCGAGCAGGCAAGGGCCCGGCACCUGGAGGCUCUACAGAGGCAGCUGCAGGUGGAGCUGAAGGUCAGGCAGGGGGCUGAGAACAUGACCCACACCUACGCCAGUGGCACUCCCAAGGAGAGGAAGCUGCUGGCAGCCGCCCAGCAGAUGCUCCAGGACAGCCAGCUGAAGGUGGCCCUGCUGCGAAUGAAGAUCAGUAGCCUGGAGGCCAGCGGGUCCCCCGAGCCAGGUCCUGAGCUGAUGGUAGAGGAACUACGGCACCGUCUACGCAUCGAGGCUGCCGUGGCUGAGGGCGCCAAGAACGUGGUGAAGCUGCUUGGUAGCCGGCGAACACAGGACCGCAAGGUGCUGGCCGAGGCUCAGGCCCAGCUCCAGGAGUCCUGCCAGAAACUGGACCUCCUGCGGCUGGCCUUGGAGCAGCUGCUGGAGAGACUGCCUCCUGCUCACCCUCUGCGUGGCAGAGUGGCCCGGGAGCUGCGGACUGCUGCGUCUGGAAACCCGCAGCCUUCAGGGACACUUGUGAAACCCACCGCCAUGACAGGGACACUGCAGGUCCGCCUCCUGGGCUGUGAGCAGCUGCUGACAGCGGUGCCUGGACGUUCCCCUGCGGCCGCGCUGGCCGGGAGCCCCUCCCAGGGCUGGCUUCGGAGCAGAGCCAAGCAGCAGCGUGGGGGAGGCGAGCUGGCCAGUGAGGUGCUGGCCGUGCUGAAGGUGGACAAUCGCGCUGUGGGCCAGACGGGCUGGGGGCCUGUGGCCAAGCAGUCCUGGGACCAGACCUUUGUCAUCGCCCUGGAGCGGGCCCGAGAGCUGGAGAUCGGGGUCCACUGGCGGGACUGGAGGCAGCUGUGUGGCGUGGCCUUCCUGAGGCUGGAGGACUUCCUGGACAAUGCCUGUCACCAGCUGUCCCUCAGCCUGGUGCCACAGGGACUGCUCUUCGCCCAGGUGACCUUCUGUGACCCUGUCAUUGAGAGGAGGCCCCGACUGCAGAGGCAGAAACGCAUUUUCUCAAAACGCAGAGGUCAGGACUUCCUGAGGGCUUCCCAGAUGAAUCUCAGCAUGGCGGCCUGGGGACGCUUGGUCAUGAGCCUGCUGCCCCCAUGCAGCUCCCCAAGUACCAUCAGCCCCCCCAAAGCGUGCUCCCAGACUCCAGCCACACCCCAGCGGGCCACCGACCCCGACUCGCCCAGUAACUUCCCACCCAAGAAAACCCCCUUGCGAGAAGAGAUCCAACCCCUACCCAAGCCCCCUCGCCUCUACCUGGCCCAGGAGCCAACCCCUGAAGAGAUGCCGCGCACCAAACGUCCCCACAUGGAGCCCAGGAUUCGACUCGAGCCGCCUCUGCCAGCCCCGGCUACCAGGAAACCCCCCCGGCUUCAGGACUUCCGCUGCUUGGCCGUGCUGGGCCGGGGCCACUUCGGGAAGGUCCUCUUGGUUCAAUUCAAGGGCACGGGGCAAUACUAUGCCAUCAAAGCGCUGAAGAAGCAGGAGGUGCUGAGCCGGGACGAGAUUGAGAGCCUGUACUGUGAGAAGCGAAUCCUUGAGGCCGUGGGCUGCACAGGGCAUCCGUUCCUGCUUCCCCUCCUUGCCUGCUUCCAGACCUCCAGCCAUGCCUGCUUCGUGACUGAGUUCGCGCCUGGCGGUGACCUCAUGAUGCAGAUCCAUGAGGACGUCUUUCCUGAGCCCCAGGCCCGGUUCUAUCUGGCCUGUGUGGUCCUGGGGCUGCAGUUCUUACACGAGCAGAAGAUCAUUUACAGAGACCUUAAGUUGGAUAAUCUUCUCCUGGACGCCCAGGGUUUCCUGAAGAUCGCGGACUUUGGGCUUUGUAAGGAAGGGAUCGGCUUUGGGGACCGGACGAGCACCUUCUGCGGCACCCCGGAGUUCCUGGCCCCCGAGGUGCUGACUCAGGAGGCCUACACGCGGGCUGUGGACUGGUGGGGGCUGGGCGUGCUGCUCUAUGAGAUGCUGGUGGGCGAGUGCCCGUUUCCAGGGGACACCGAGGAGGAGGUGUUUGACUGCAUCGUCAAUGCAGAAGCCCCAUACCCCCGCUUUCUGUCGGUGCAAGGCCUCGAGCUUAUUCAGAAGCUCCUCCAGAAAUGCCCCGAGAAGCGCCUGGGGGCGGGCGAGCGAGAUGCUGAGGAAAUCAAGACCCAGCCUUUCUUCAGGACCACCGACUGGCAGGCUCUGCUCGCCCGCGCCGUCCAGCCCCCCUUUGUGCCCACCCUCUGUGGCCCCACAGACCUGCGCUACUUCGAGGGGGAGUUCACAGGGCUGCCGCCCGCCCUGACCCCACCCGACCCCCGCAGCCCCCUCACCGCCCGCCAGCAGGCUGCCUUCCGCGACUUCGACUUCGUGUCUGAGAGAUUCCUGGAGCCCUGAGGGCCUCCCGGCCUCUCCACCCCCUGCCCGCUCCCCCACGCCGGACGGUUAGAGCCUCUGCUUUGCCUGCCUGUCUGCCCACCGGGGCACGCAGGGAUUUAUGGGCCUUUGGGGCUGGAGGUGGCAGCCAUGGGGCUGUCGUGGGCACUGCUCAGUCACCGGGCGAGUGCUGCCUGCCCCCUUCCCCCGACCUCUCCCCUGCCCGCUGUGAGACCUAGACCAGAAAGCGUGGCGCAGCGAGGAAUGGUUUGGGUUUUUUUAAUACUUGACUUGCUUUAUGGUUCAUUAAAUUUAUAAAACUGUG